AGAUGGCAGUAGAGGGUAGAGAACAUGAUGCUGAGCUGCUGCAGGAAGUUGCGCAUGAGACUAGCUAGAUAUAAUGGCGCCUCUAGAUUUGGAUAAAUAUGCAGAGAUUGCAAAGCAGUGUAAAUACCUCCCAGAAAAUGACCUCAAGAGGUUAUGUGACUACGUGUGUGACCUUCUGCUGGAGGAGUCAAACGUUCAGCCCGUUUCUACUCCUGUAACAGUGUGUGGUGACAUACAUGGACAGUUUUAUGAUCUCUGUGAACUCUUCCGAACCGGUGGUCAGGUUCCGGACACAAAUUACAUAUUCAUGGGUGACUUUGUCGACCGAGGGUAUUACAGUUUGGAGACAUUCACCUACCUGCUGGUGCUGAAAGCCAAAUGGCCUGACCGCAUCACACUUCUACGUGGAAACCAUGAGAGCAGACAGAUCACCCAAGUAUAUGGCUUUUAUGAUGAGUGCCAGACUAAGUAUGGGAAUGCAAAUGCCUGGCGCUAUUGCACCAAAGUGUUUGAUAUGUUAACUGUUGCAGCUCUGAUGGAUGAGCAGAUCCUGUGUGUCCAUGGAGGCCUGUCCCCAGACAUAAAAACUCUAGAUCAGAUUCGAACCAUUGAGCGGAACCAGGAGAUCCCUCACAAAGGAGCGUUUUGCGAUCUGGUGUGGUCGGACCCUGAGGACGUGGACACUUGGGCCAUCAGCCCCAGAGGAGCUGGCUGGCUCUUUGGUGCAAAGGUCACAAAUGAGUUUGUUCACAUCAACAACCUGAAGCUGAUCUGCAGGGCGCAUCAGCUCGUCCAUGAAGGCUACAAAUUCAUGUUUGACGAGAAGCUAGUCACCGUGUGGUCGGCUCCUAAUUACUGCUAUCGCUGUGGCAACAUCGCCUCCAUUAUGGUCUUCAAAGACGCUAACACAAGAGAGCCAAAGCUCUUCAGAGCGGUGCCUGACUCUGAAAGGGUCAUUCCACCUCGAACAACAACACCUUAUUUCCUGUAAGCACUUUAAAAACUCAAACAACGCAGCCAUUAGUUCAGUACACAGAUUCCAACCGGGACAGUGGCAUCAGCACUUGUGAACCCAUAUGAAUUUUCUAUAGUACAUUUAGAAUAUGUACAGUGCAUUUCUUGGUGCCAACUGUCAGUUGUUAUUCCCACUCCAUGCUAUUAUUCUGCAGCUUAUAUCACAGAUUUCAUUACAGCAAAGUUAACAGUAUCAUUGUGCUGUUUAAGUGUUUUAGGGGAAGGAUUGAAAUGUUCAUAUUCAUAAAUCUCUGUUUUACUUCACAAUAAAAAAAAUCACUCUGCUGAGCCAAUCGCAGGUGCAGUGUUAUAUACAAUAUUUCAUUAUGUUUUGUUAUGUAUUAAAACUAGGUGUAAGAUAAUAAAGCACUGCACAAAAGCAAAAAUUGCAUAUAUUCUAACAAAUGUCAGCAAACUUAAAGUUAUUAGUAAUCUCAUAUGAUGUACUCCUGGGAGCUAAUGUGUAAAAUUACCAUAUCUGUUCGUUAGAAGUUUCAGUAUUGUCAAAACUGUGGUACCUUCAAAUAUGAUCUCUAAUUGCCAGAUUUGGAAUCAGCUCUUGUAAUAAUUAUUUUUCUGUGUGUCAUCAUACUGUUUUUAAAUAAAGAAAUCCCCAAAUUGUG
This is a messenger RNA of Dicentrarchus labrax (European seabass), 1637 nucleotides long. RefSeq names its product serine/threonine-protein phosphatase 6 catalytic subunit. Lineage: Eukaryota; Metazoa; Chordata; Actinopteri; Moronidae. The record is from RefSeq and is a predicted model, not a curated record. Gene Ontology annotation, cellular component: cytoplasm. The transcript has 7 exons. Gene Ontology annotation, biological process: peptidyl-serine dephosphorylation; G1/S transition of mitotic cell cycle. Gene Ontology annotation, molecular function: protein serine/threonine phosphatase activity. The coding region runs from base 74 to 991 and encodes 305 amino acids.